This is a messenger RNA of Daldinia decipiens, 768 nucleotides long. RefSeq lists its product as uncharacterized. NCBI's taxonomy places the organism in Eukaryota, Fungi, Ascomycota, Sordariomycetes, Xylariales, Hypoxylaceae. Bases 245 to 517 code for a protein of 90 amino acids. The transcript has a single exon. The record is from RefSeq and is a predicted model, not a curated record.
CUAAACACGAUAAAGGUUCCGUUAAAUUAGUAUGAUGCUAAUGUGUCUCUUUUUUAAUAUCUCCUCGAGCAGUCGUAGCCUUUUGAUCAACCGAGCCCAAUCUAACUCCUAGCCUUGACCUAACAGUUUCCAUUUCCCCUGGCAAUACAUCACCCGACACCAUUACCAAACGCGCAUGUGUGCUAGUUUCCAUUGGAACACUCAAUUCUACAUCUUCUACUUUUCCUUCAGUCAUAUCGCGUAAAUGAUUCCUCCAACUCCAGACUAUUGGGCUUCAUCAUACCUGGAGUCUGCCCUACUUAUUGACUUCGCUGUCCCCAUCGUCCAGCUCUAUGUCGUCGAUUUGGAACAUGAUCUCGUCAUCUGGGUCAAAGCUGACCAUGUUACUGCUGCUGCUUCUCUUCCCGCCGUCGUUGCUUGCAGUGGCGUUCUGCUGACCACGGUGUUGCUGGCUACUAACAUUUCCCUUACUCGUGGGGGUUUGGUUGAUUUUUUCGCCACCAGACAUCUUGGCUAAAUGUCACGAGUCUCGUUUGAAUGAUUUCAAGUUAGAUAUUCCGAGUUCUGAGGGGAAAGAGAUCAGACUUCAGCUGACGAUUUAUAAAGUAUGAGUAAUGAUCGAUAGGGUCGGGAGUAUUUUUAUGACUUCAGAGUUGAGGUGCGGGGAGAGUAUGUGACUUUCCAUUCAUCCAAAGAGAUAUUGUAACGUCCGUCAUGGUACAUGUAUUAUUGGUCAGGGAUUUAUGAAUGGUAUCCUGUGACCGUUCC